UAAUUCAACUAGAAGCAGAAAUGGUUGAGUUGGAAGAUUUUUCUGUAGAGUGAUAUUAACAUGGGAAGGCUUAGAUGGAAGAAGACUAGAUUUGAAAACCCCUGGGCCUGGGGAAAGGUGGGAAGACUUGGACUACAGAACAUAUUAGAAUACCUGGAUACUACAGACCUGAAUGUUAGAAGAUCAGCACACUGGAGACGUCGGAAGACAUGGAUAUUGAGCCAUUGAUGGAAGACUGGGUAGGUGUUGGAAGACCUGAAGAUGUUGGAAGACAUGAAGAUGCUGGAAGACACACAAAUGCUGGAAGACGUGGAGAUGUUGGAAGACAAGCAGAUUCUGGAAGCCCUGGAGAUGCUGGAAGACAUGGAUUUGUUGGAAGACGUCGCUUAGUUGGAAGACAUGGCUUCAUUGGAAGACAUGAUUUUUCUGGAAGACGUACCUUUGUUGGAAGACGUACCUUUGUUGGAAGACGUACCUUUGUUGGAAGACGUACUUUUGUUGGAAGACACAGGUAGGCUGGAAGACAUUAAUUUAAUGGAAGACAUGGCUUUUUUGGAAGACGUGGAUUUGCUGGAAGACACGGAUUUCCUGGAAGACCUGGAUUUUUCGGAAGCCAUGUAGUUGAGGGAAGACAGAUUUGUGGAAGACAUGGACAGUCUGGAAGACCUGGAUACUUUUGGAAGACGUGGAUUUUCUGGAAGACAUGGCUUUUUUGGAAGACGUAGAUUUUCAGGAAGACCCGAAUUAUCCGGAAGACCUGGAUUGUUUGGAAGACGUGGAUUUUCUGGAAGACUGGGAGGUUACUGGAAGACACGAAUUUUCUGGAAGACAUGGACUUUCUGGAAGACGUGGAUCUUCAGGAAGACAUAUAUUGGCUGGAAGACCUGGAUUUUUUCCGGAAGACGUGGAUUAACUGGAAGACCUGGAUUUGGUGGAAGACGUAGAUUUUUCUGGAAGACACUGACUGACUGGAAGACCUGGAUUUCAUUCUGGAAGACUGACUGGAAGACCUGGAUUUCUUUCUGGAAGACACUGAUUGACUGGAAGAUCUGGAUAUUUCCGGAAGCACUAGAUUUAUUGGAAGACUUGGAUUUGGUGGAAGACAUAUUUUUCUGGAAGACAUGGAUUAGCUGGAAGACGUGGAUUUUCCUGGAAGAUCUGGAUUUGUUGGAAGACCUAUAA
Callithrix jacchus (white-tufted-ear marmoset) is the source of this 1182-nucleotide messenger RNA. Its product is annotated as cerebellar degeneration related 1. The record is from RefSeq and is a predicted model, not a curated record. NCBI's taxonomy places the organism in Eukaryota, Metazoa, Chordata, Mammalia, Primates, Cebidae.